CCCGUCGAGGUCUGCGAGAACAUCAUCGACAUGCUCUACUCGCUCCCUAUCGUAGAGCGACUUGAAAAUACUCGCACCUUGCAUCACUGCGCCCUCGUGUGCAGAGCCUGGCGUGUCCGCUCCCAGCGUAACCUAUUCUACUCAGUGAUUCUCCACGACCUGCCAGCACUCCAGAAGUUCUCCGCUGUCCUCGACAACGCGCCCCAUCUGUGCGACUAUGUCUAUGAACUGACACUCGUCGGGCGCACCCUUCAUACCACAACCAGUCCUCUCUCGCCCUUGCCUAUUGCCCUCCGUGGCAAGCUCCCUAAUCUCCAAGAGGUCACUAUAAUUCGUUCCCUACAGUACCUUCCUCUUCAUCCACGCUUCGCGCUCUACUUCUCUGCAUUCACGACGGUUUCUCGACUCCAUAUCGUGGAUAUCACAUUUGGGCACUUCAAUGACUUCGCCAGGAUGAUCACUUCCCUUCCGGCCUUUCAACUACUUGAAUGCACCCGGGUGCGA
This is a messenger RNA of Dichomitus squalens LYAD-421 SS1, 504 nucleotides long. RefSeq lists its product as uncharacterized. The annotation marks the transcript as partial. The transcript is spliced from 2 exons. Lineage: Eukaryota; Fungi; Basidiomycota; Agaricomycetes; Polyporales; Polyporaceae. The record is from RefSeq and is a predicted model, not a curated record.